UUUUAAGUUUUAGCUCGGGAGCCUUUCUUGACCUAUUUCAAACGCGGAUUGUAUAGUAUAAAUAACAGAGCUUCGGCACCUUUAGAUAUCACUCUAGCUCUAGCACUUCCGCAGACAAUGGCUUCUCCUUUAAAAAACUUCAUUCACUUCUUUCUCAUUUGUACCAUCCACUUCAUCUCUUCAUCAACAGCCAAAACUUCAACUCGCCCUAAAGGCCUCAUUCUCCCCGUCUAUAAGGAUUUAUCAACUCACCAAUACAUCACAGAAAUCAAACAAAGAACACCACUUGUGCCUGUUAAACUAGCAGUUGAUCUCGGCGCUGAGUUCCUCUGGGUCAAUUGCGAGAAAGACUUCACCACCUCAUCCUAUAAACCCGCCCUUUGCAACUCGGCCCCAUGCAAACUCUCCAAGUCCAUUGCUUGCACCACCGAGUGCUACUCCGCAGCGAAACCUGGUUGCACCAAUAACACAUGCGCCUUAUUCCCCGAAAACACCAUCGCUCCCAUACAAACAAGCGGGUCCCUAGGGUCCGAUGCUAUCGAGGUUCAAUCUGGAGCUGGAUCCGUCACUGUCCCCAACUUCCUCUUUGUUUGCGGUUCAACAAUACUGUUAGACAAGCUCGCAAGCGGCGUCACUGGCAUGACAGGCCUCGGAAGGGCAAAGAUCUCAAUGCCUUCACAAUUCUUUUCCGCAUUCGGCUUGAGACGAAAGUUCGGCGUGUGCUUGAGUUCGACUCCAUCCAAAGGCAGCAUAUUUUUCGGCGAGUUUGAUUCUUCAACCGCGCCUCUUACUCACACCCCACUUCUCACCAACCCAGUAAGCCUGUCCUCCACAAAAGAACCUUCCGCCGAGUACUUCAUCGGAGUCACCGCAAUCCAUAUCAACGGAAAGGCCGUACAUGUAAAUCCAGCAUUGCUGUCGAUCAAAAACGACACUGGCCACGGCGGGACCAAGAUCAGCACUGUGGACAAGUACACAGUGCUCGAAGCUUCAAUCUACAAAGCCGUGGAGCACGCAUUCGUGAAAGAAUUGAAUGUGCCGAGAGUUCGGUCUGUGGCGCCAUUCGGGGCUUGUUUCGACUCGAAGAAAAUUGGCACCGCGUACUCGGGUCCAGCCGUGCCGACCAUUGAUCUAGUUCUGCAGAGCAAGGAUGUUUACUGGAGGAUUUAUGGCGCGAACUCGAUGGUUCAAGUGAGCAAGGAUGUGUCGUGUUUAGGGUUCGUGGAUGGAGGAGUGGAUUCGAGAACUUCGAUAGUGAUCGGAGGGCAUCAAGUUGAGGAGAAUCUACUGGAGAUUGAUUUGAAGGCUUCGCAGCUGGGAUUCAGCCCGCUUGUGUACCGGAAACAAAUAUGUGCCAACUUCAAAUUUGCAGCAAAAGCAUGAGUUGAGAGUUAGUAAGUCGUGAGAUGUUCCAGACUAGCUAGAACAUGUCCAUGUGACAUGUCACGUUCCCGAUUUUUCUAUAAGAAAGAUCUUUAUUUUAUCUUUUUCUUCGACGAAUGAACGGCUGAUCGAUUUUAUGAGUA
Daucus carota subsp. sativus is the source of this 1526-nucleotide messenger RNA. Its product is annotated as probable aspartic proteinase GIP2. The coding region runs from base 118 to 1383 and encodes 421 amino acids. Gene Ontology annotation, molecular function: aspartic-type endopeptidase activity. Gene Ontology annotation, biological process: proteolysis. The record is from RefSeq and is a predicted model, not a curated record. The transcript has a single exon. NCBI's taxonomy places the organism in Eukaryota, Viridiplantae, Streptophyta, Magnoliopsida, Apiales, Apiaceae.